Molecule: messenger RNA, 812 nt
Organism: Haliotis rubra (blacklip abalone)
Lineage: Eukaryota; Metazoa; Mollusca; Gastropoda; Lepetellida; Haliotidae
Exons: 3
Coding region: 290-622 (110 amino acids)
Source: RefSeq, a predicted model, not a curated record
UUUAGUACUCUCGACUCCAGCAGGGAAUUGCCCGGAAACCCUCUCACCUGGCAAAAUGUCAUUAAAAUGAUCUCAGCUCGGAGAACUAGUGCAUUUAGAUACUAGGUUUCUUAAUACUUGUGACAGCCAAUGUGGUUCUCGGUCCCGACAAUCGUGCUGAGGAGUGCCAAGCAAACACACACAUACCAACAUAUUGCCGGCUUGAAAUAAUUGCGCACAAGAUCAGUUCCAUACAUACUGCGUUCAAGAAAGUCGAACACUGUAAGAGGUGAAAUCCACUGAAUCAAGCAUGCGGUCGUGUGUGCCCAUCCUGGCAACGUUGGCGCUGUCAGCGUGCUACGUGUACGCCUCCCCACUGGUAUGCGUCAUCUUCUGUUCUCGUGGGGAUGAAUUCCCCUACGUGAGGACGCCGGACCACUGCGACUGUUCCAGUGUCAAGAGUGGAGACCUCAUCAGAUUUGAUCAUAUCCAGGAACGGGCAGUUCAAAACAAUCACACCCACCACUCCCAGACGACACCCGCGCCAUCUACCACGACAGACAUCUGCGACUAUCUGUGUUCCAUCCAGCUGGGCGGAGACGCCUGCCACUGCAGUAUCCCCGGACUACCAGGGAGGAAGUGACGUCAAUAUCAGAAAACAUGAUGUCUUCAUGACGCCAAUGAACGUCAGCAGGAGGAUCAUUGUACAAGUUGAUAAUCUCGGACGGUACCGACUGAUAAUUAUAAAGUUGAUGUUGAAUGUGAAUUUGUGUCUUAAAAGUGUGAGAUUACAAAGGAUGUAAAUAUGCUGAUUAAUUAUCUCAUGAACUGUU